AUGAGUUUCAUACGAGCUCGAGGGUUCAACCCAGCCACGGCUGGGUUGGUUGCGCGUGAUGCACAAGUUUCUGGGAUGGGAUCGCGAAUGAACCUGCGCCGAAGCCUUGAGUCCGUUGGAUCUCUGCUGCGUAGAUCAAGCACGAGCUGUACUUCGACAGAUGCCUCCAAUACUUGUGAGAAACCAGUUGGACCAUCGGACUCGACGCUCGCCAUCGUCCUGGGAAUUAUUAUUCCGGUUGUUGUGGCCGUCAUCGUUUUGUUUUUCCUCCACCGCAGGAAUAUGCGCCGAGACAGGCUGGAAGAGCUCAACGAUCCUACCAAGGACCUGGAUUUUGGAUUGGGAAAUGCUUCCUCCAAGAAGCGAAAGAGCAUGUUUGGCGGAGUUGAAAAAGGCAUGCACAAGGGUGGACUUUCCAUGGACAUGAACCUCUCGUCACCGUAUCUUCUUCCUCCGGGCAACACUGGAUCUCGCGAAUCUAUUCACUCGUAUGCUCGAACCCUCCAAACCGAAAAUGACCCCUAUAGAACCGUUAGCCAAUACGCAAAUAGUGAUGUUGGCUCUAUCCGAUCCUUCAAGACGACUGACAGCCCUUCUGGAAGACGCCCUCCCAAGUCCAGUGCCCUCGCCAUGCCUCCGACAACGCCCCAGGCCCAUUCGGAUGAGAAAGAGGAUCCCUUUGCUACCCCUACCGCUCCCAAGCCUACGCACCAGCCUCCUCCCAGUGCCGCCGAGGUCCACGAUGUCAUGGUUCCCGUGCAGCCAAUUGUCCCGGAAAUCGAAACUGUUGCCCCUGUCGACGUCUUCAACGCCGACGAAUUCGAAGUGCCCGAUAUCCCGGCUCCUGCUCCCGCUGCUCUGAAGCUCGACGGCUCCCGAAGCCCCAACAUGGAACCUAGCUCAGCUCGUUCAUCUGCUUACACCGAUAAUGGUCGUGCCUCGCACGUCAGCCCCGCUGACGUUCCCCAGAUUCUCUCUCCCGGACUACCCCCUCACGAGGACGCCCCCGCACAUGAGGAAGAAGAACCCCGUGGCCGACCUCUCUCUCGACUUCCCGCUCCUCAGCAGAGCGGUGGCCUCGGUGUUCCGCAAAACAACGCCAACAAGCGACUCUCUGUGGGAUUCAGGCCUCUGCCUCCUAGCGAAGCCAUGGAGUCUGAUGACCCUGAAGUCCGCGCCAACCGUAUCCGUUCUUUCUACAAGGAGUACUUUGAUGAUUCUAAUGAAGCGCCCCCUCCUAUGCCCACUCAACCUCCCCAGCACCUGCAACAGCAGCAGCAGCAGCAGCAACAGCCUCAGCCACAGAGACAGGGCGGUCCCGAUUACUAUGAAGACUAUGAUCAAGGUUACCUAGAGGCAGCUGCUUACUAUGACGCCGACACCAACGCCUUUGUUAUGCCCUAUGCCCAGCCUGUUACCCGUCGUGCCAUGACACCACCUCCCAGUAGCCGUCAAGGUGCUCCUCGGGGUGGCUCACGUGGCCCCGGCCCGCGCUUCCGUGGUGCUAAUGGAAAUGGCGGAACCUUCUCUCCCGGCCCUGGUGGACGUCCUCGCGCCGGAUCAGCUUUCGGCCCUAGACCGGAUUCUUCCGCAUCUGGCAGAUGGGCUCGCCAAAACCAGCCAAAGAAGAACUUGCCUCCUCCGGCUGCUCUGGCCACGCUGCCAACACCAUCCAAGCUAGCUGACGAUUCUUUCGCCAUCUUCAAUGCCGCUGAUUUUGCUCCCCCGUCUAGCAUCAGGGAUAACGUUGCCGGCCGAAGUCAAAGCCCCUUUGGCGAGAGACGCCCCUUCCUGCAGCCACCAACUGCUGCUUCACCGCUGGUGACUGCUUUCGAAGAUCUAACACCUCUACCCAGCCCACACUUGCUCCGAAAAUCUAGCACCUUCACUGGCCUGGACUUUGCCCCUCCCAAGAAGUUCAGAGAUCCUGAGGUCGCCAGCGACGCAGGCAGCAUCAGGAGUAACAGAAGCGGCAUCUCCCAGACGCAGCUCAAUGCCAUCCGAAGUGGAGCAGGCCGCAUCAGUCGCCUUCCAGGUGACACAGUUUUCACGACAGCUGCCAUGGACGACCAGCUGAAGCCCUCAUGGACCCUGCGACCUUAG
Molecule: messenger RNA, 2103 nt
Organism: Trichoderma asperellum CBS 433.97
Lineage: Eukaryota; Fungi; Ascomycota; Sordariomycetes; Hypocreales; Hypocreaceae
Source: RefSeq, a predicted model, not a curated record